AUUUUGUCUGCUGGGUAAUCGUCUUUUAUGACUGUUGCUACAGUUUUAUAGUAGAUGAGAAUCUAUUGUGCCGAUGGCCCUAUUAUUUAGUUGUUACAGUUUGUUCAGUUCAGUAAGGCUUGUUAUUUUUAACGAAAUAUUAUAUUCCAUAUUUAACCAAAGAAAUUAUGUGUCUUUCUACACCAUCUCCACAAAAAUCAAAUAACGACGAUACUCCUUGCGCAAAUGUUCGUUCUAAUCAUAAAGAGAACAUCCCAAUUCGCACAAACGCCAAAAAUGGCAACAUUCUAUUCAGGAAACAUCAAAAACAAAUAAGCGGAGUAAACUCAGAUUCACGCAGUAGUACAAUAGAACUGGAAUAUAUUGAUAAACUUAGGCAUACAGAACAAAAUGCAGUCUAUAAAGAAUUAUGUCGAUGUGAGAGUAAAACGUCUCAAAGAAAAGAUAAGGAUGUAAUUUAUGAGCCGCAUAUUAGAUGGCCAGACUUAGCAGCACAGUCAUUUCUGCACUUUGGUGCCUUGUACGGUUUAUAUUUACUAUUUUCAGUGAAAUAUCAAACGUUAUUUUGGGUCAUUGCAACAAUUUGGAUAUCAGGAAUUGGGAUCACAGCAGGAGCUCAUCGCCUAUGGUCACACAAGUCUUACGUCGCAUCAUUGUCAUUAAGGAUUUUACUUAUACUUUUGUUUACAAUUGCCGGUCAGAGAGAUGCGUACACAUGGGCCUUGGAUCAUAGAAUACAUCAUAAAUUUUCAGAGACUAAUGCUGAUCCUCACAAUGCUAAGCGAGGAUUUUUUUUUGCACAUGUAGGUUGGUUAUUUCUUACACCUCAUCCCGAUGUAGAAAAAAAACGAAAAAUAAUAGACAUGUCUGACCUAGAAAACGAUUCUGUAGUCAUGUUUCAGCGUAAAUGGUAUAUACCCUUGUUUACCAUAUUUUCAAUCAUUCUUCCAGUCUUCAUACCUUGGUAUUAUUGGAAUGAAAGUAUGUGGUGUUCUUUUUGGAUAAAUUUCAAUUUCCGGUUUUGUUGUACGUUGAAUGUGGCUUUCUUUGUAAAUAGUGUAGCACAUAUGUGGGGACGUAAGCCAUAUGAUAAGAAUAUCAGUCCUGUUGAAUGUCCUAUAGUGUCGUUUUUAGCUUUAGGUGAAGGUUGGCAUAACUAUCAUCAUGUAUUUCCAUGGGACUAUAAAACUGGAGAAUUCGGAUCAUACAAAUUAAACGUAACAACAGGAUUUAUUGAUUUAUGUGCAAAGUUAGGUUUAGCUACUGGACGGAAAUUUGUUUCUUCAGAUAUGGUAAUUCGUCGAGCUGCAAAAUGUGGAGAUGGUACUCGAUUUUUAUGUGAUGAAUUCGCACAUUCCGAUCAAGUUUGGGGCUAUGGUGAUAAAGACAUGUCAAAGGAGGAUACUAAAGAAUUAGUUGAAAUGCUAAAAUAAAAAUUUUAUCCCUCUUAUUUUAUUUAUGACAAAACAUUAACAUAUAUAAAUUUCAUUAAGUUGU
This is a messenger RNA of Teleopsis dalmanni, 1497 nucleotides long. RefSeq names its product acyl-CoA desaturase. Lineage: Eukaryota; Metazoa; Arthropoda; Insecta; Diptera; Diopsidae. Gene Ontology annotation, cellular component: endoplasmic reticulum membrane. Bases 168 to 1433 code for a protein of 421 amino acids. The record is from RefSeq and is a predicted model, not a curated record. Gene Ontology annotation, molecular function: iron ion binding; stearoyl-CoA 9-desaturase activity. The transcript is spliced from 6 exons. Gene Ontology annotation, biological process: unsaturated fatty acid biosynthetic process.